Messenger RNA from Carlito syrichta (Philippine tarsier), 3706 nucleotides. It is a transcript of the gene CKAP5, whose product is annotated as cytoskeleton associated protein 5. The transcript has 21 exons. The record is from RefSeq and is a predicted model, not a curated record. Bases 58 to 3240 code for a protein of 1060 amino acids. Gene Ontology annotation, molecular function: microtubule plus end polymerase activity; microtubule plus-end binding. Lineage: Eukaryota; Metazoa; Chordata; Mammalia; Primates; Tarsiidae. Gene Ontology annotation, cellular component: microtubule plus-end; centrosome; kinetochore. Gene Ontology annotation, biological process: mitotic spindle organization; microtubule polymerization; establishment or maintenance of microtubule cytoskeleton polarity.
AACAAUGUUCGAGCUGCUGCUCUAGCAACUGUGAAUGCUUGGGCAGAACAGACUGGCAUGAAGGAAUGGCUAGAGGGAGAAGAUCUUUCUGAAGAGCUCAAAAAAGAAAAUCCUUUCUUGAGGCAAGAGCUUCUGGGCUGGCUGGCUGAGAAACUACCUACUCUUCGUUCCACUCCCACAGACCUUAUCCUUUGCGUUCCUCAGCUCUACUCCUGCCUAGAAGAUCGAAAUGGAGAUGUGCGAAAGAAGGCCCAAGAUGCUUUGCCAUUCUUCAUGAUGCAUUUAGGAUAUGAAAAAAUGGCCAAGGCAACUGGGAAACUAAAGCCAACUUCUAAAGAUCAGGUACUGGCCAUGCUAGAGAAAGCCAAAGCUAACAUGCCAGCCAAGCCUGCUGCACCCAAUAAAGCAUCUUCUAAAGCAGUGGGAGGGUCCACUUCAGCCAAAUUCCAGUCUGCAUCAGCACCUGUUGAAGAUUCUGUGUCCAGCAGUACAGAACCCAAGCCUGAUGCAAAAAAGACCAGAGCUCCAGGAUUGUCCUCUAAAGCAAAGAGUACACAAGGAAAGAAGGUGCCAAGCAAAACCAGUUUGAAGGAGGAUGAAGACAAAUCUGGGCCAAUUUUUAUUGCUGUUCCAAAUGGAAAAGAACAGAGGAUGAGAGAUGAAAAAGGAUUGAAGGUGCUAAAGUGGAAUUUCACUACACCACGGGAUGAAUACAUUGAGCAACUAAAGACUCAGAUGUCUAGCUGUGUAGCUAAAUGGUUACAAGAUGAGAUGUUUCACUCAGACUUUCAGCAUCAUAACAAAGCCCUAGCUGUCAUGGUUGAUCACUUGGAGAGUGAAAAAGAAGGUGUCAUUGGUUGCCUGGAUCUUAUCUUAAAGUGGCUUACCCUGCGGUUUUUUGACACCAAUACAAGCGUCCUGAUGAAAGCACUAGAAUAUUUAAAAUUGCUUUUUAACCUGCUAAGUGAGGAAGAGUAUCAUCUUACUGAGAAUGAAGCAUCUUCCUUCAUUCCCUAUCUUGUCCUCAAGGUUGGAGAACCAAAGGAUGUCAUUCGUAAAGAUGUUCGUGCCAUCCUGAACCGGAUGUGCCUUGUCUACCCAGCUAGCAAGAUGUUCCCCUUCAUCAUGGAAGGAACCAAAUCCAAAAAUUCUAAGCAGAGAGCAGAGUGCCUGGAAGAGCUGGGAUGUCUGGUUGAGUCCUAUGGCAUGAAUGUUUGCCAACCAACCCCAGGAAAAGCCUUAAAGGAAAUAGCUGUUCACAUAGGCGACCGUGACAAUGCUGUACGCAAUGCUGCCCUCAACACCAUCGUAACGGUGUAUAAUGUACAUGGGGAUCAGGUGUUCAGACUGAUUGGAAAUCUUUCUGAAAAGGAUAUGAGCAUGUUGGAGGAGAGGAUUAAGCGGUCGGCAAAGAGGCCCUCUGCCGCACCAAUUAAACAGGUGGAAGAGAAGCCUCAGCGCACGCAGAACAUCAGCUCCAAUGCCAACAUGUUACGCAAGGGACCAGCUGAGGACAUGUCUUCCAAACUCAACCAAGCCCGAAGCAUGAGUGGGCAUCCUGAGGCAGCCCAGAUGGUCCGCCGAGAAUUCCAGCUGGAUCUAGAUGAGAUUGAGAAUGACAAUGGUACAGUUCGAUGUGAAAUGCCAGAACUUGUUCAGCACAAACUGGAUGACAUUUUUGAACCUGUCCUUAUUCCCGAACCCAAAAUCCGGGCUGUUUCUCCACACUUCGAUGACAUGCACAGUAAUACAGCAUCCACAAUCAAUUUCAUUAUCUCCCAAGUAGCCAGUGGUGAUAUCAACACGAGUAUCCAAGCUCUAACACAGAUUGAUGAGGUCCUGAGACAGGAAGACAAAGCUGAAGCCAUGUCUGGCCAUAUUGAUCAGUUUCUGAUAGCCACAUUUAUGCAGCUAAGACUCAUCUACAACACACACAUGGCAGAUGAGAAAUUGGAGAAGGAUGAGAUCAUCAAGUUAUAUAGCUGUAUCAUUGGCAACAUGAUUUCGCUGUUUCAAAUAGAAAGCCUGGCCCGGGAGGCCUCCACUGGAGUACUGAAAGACCUCAUGCAUGGCCUCAUCACCUUAAUGCUGGACUCUCGGAUUGAAGAUCUAGAGGAAGGACAGCAGGUGAUCCGCUCCGUGAACCUCCUGGUGGUGAAGGUUCUGGAGAAGUCAGACCAGACCAACAUCCUGAGCGCCCUACUUGUUUUGCUCCAAGACAGCCUGCUAGCAACAGCCAGUUCUCCCAAAUUCUCAGAGCUUGUUAUGAAGUGUCUCUGGAGGAUGGUUCGACUAUUGCCUGACACCAUCAACAGCAUUAACCUGGACAGAAUUCUUUUGGAUAUCCACAUUUUCAUGAAGGUUUUCCCCAAAGAGAAACUGAAGCAAUGCAAAAGUGAAUUUCCCAUAAGGACCCUGAAGACCCUGCUGCACACCUUAUGCAAACUGAAAGGGCCCAAGAUCCUAGACCACCUCACAAUGAUUGAAAACAAGAACGAGUCUGAGCUGGAGGCCCACCUGUGCCGGAUGAUGAAGCACAGUAUGGACCAGACUGGGAGCAAGUCUGAUAAGGAGACAGAAAAGGGAGCAUCUCGAAUAGAUGAAAAAUCAUCAAAGGCCAAAGUGAAUGAUUUCCUAGCUGAGAUUUUCAAGAAGAUUGGCUCUAAAGAGAACACUAAAGAGGGACUAGCAGAGCUAUAUGAAUAUAAGAAGAAAUACUCAGAUGCCGACAUUGAACCAUUUCUGAAAAAUUCCUCACAGUUCUUCCAGAGCUAUGUUGAGAGGGGCCUCCGGGUGAUUGAGAUGGAGAGAGAGGGCAAAGGCCGUAUUCCCACUUCAACAGGCAUCUCUCCUCAGAUGGAGGUCACAUGUGUGCCCACUCCCACAAGCACAGUGUCCUCCAUAGGUAACACAAAUGGAGAAGAGGUGGGACCAUCGGUCUACUUGGAAAGGCUAAAGAUCCUGCGACAGCGCUGUGGUCUGGACAACACGAAGCAAGAUGACCGGCCUCCCCUGACCUCUUUGCUCUCCAAACCCGCAGUUCCUACCGUGGCAUCCUCCACAGAUAUGCUCCACAGCAAGCUCUCUCAGCUCCGGGAGUCCCGCGAGCAGCACCAGCACUCAGACUUGGAUUCCAACCAGACUCACUCUUCAGGAACCAUGACCACCUCCUCCUCUUCCACAGCUAACAUCGAUGACUUGAAAAAAAGACUGGAGAGAAUAAAGAGCAGUCGCAAGUGAAGUGGCCCCUCCCUGGCCCCUGCAGCUUUAGUUGACGAAACUAGACAUGCUGUCCUCACAGGGCCGCGUGGCCUCGGCCGCCCUAGUGUGCACCCACAGGUGUCCGUCAUGCCGUGGAGCUGGGGGAGGAGUCGUGUGGCACAAGUCCUUGUACAUACUCUGCUUCUCUCCGUCAGUACCCGCUGCUAGAAGACUGUGGGUUAGUUUAGUGCACAGACUUGUAAACAGCUGCCCUCCUCUGUGCGCAGACUAGUUUCCAGAUCUUUUUCUUUUGUUUUUAAUUGCUCAUUUGUAAAAUGGUCCUAAUCUUUCCUAGCUGUUAACUACUAGAAACUCUUUCGUAGUUUUCCUUUCUGUUUGUGAGCUCUUCUCCCUGUCGCCCUGAAGGGUCAACAUACUGAAUGAAUGCAUGGCAUGAGACGACUAAUUUAAGAGUCUUUUAUAAAUAAAGUUUGCAUUAACUAUA